This is a messenger RNA of Trematosphaeria pertusa, 2353 nucleotides long. RefSeq names its product putative salicylate hydroxylase. The record is from RefSeq and is a predicted model, not a curated record. Gene Ontology annotation, molecular function: monooxygenase activity; lyase activity; FAD binding. The transcript has 2 exons. Lineage: Eukaryota; Fungi; Ascomycota; Dothideomycetes; Pleosporales; Trematosphaeriaceae. The coding region runs from base 182 to 2353 and encodes 723 amino acids.
GUCCGUACGAGCAAGCCUCGGUACAGAGCAAGGCCGAGCUACAAUUCAACCCCUAAGCUCCGCAUCACACGCUCAGAGACGCCAAUUGCCUGGACUGUUGAUAUUUCCACACUCCCCUGUCAGCCUUUGGUGACCUACAGUCUUGCUUGACUAUCCCGAAUUAGACCUCCCAACUUCAAACAUGGCUUCUACGACGCUCCACGGCACGUACUCGUCUUACGAAAUCACACCCGCAGUCACCAAUAGACCAGGUCAAUGCGACGACCUCAACAUAACCAUAGUGGGAGCCGGGAUUGGUGGAUUCAGCGCCGCAAUUUUCCUCAGGCGCCAAGGCCACAAUGUCACUCUGGUUGAACAAUCGCGUUUCGCCAAUGAAGUGGGUGCUGCUGUACAUCUCGCACCCAAUGCUAAUGGCCUGCUUCUCCGGAUGGGCUUGAAGGCCGAAGACAUCGGCGCCGUACCUUGUAACCUGAUAUCGACCUCCAGGCCCAAUCUUGAGCUCGUGUUCAAGGCCGAAGUCUGGAAGCAAUCGCAUAGAUGGCAACAUUCUUGGCUUCUAGGGCACCGAGUGGAUCUGCAUUCAGAAUUGAAGAGAUUGGCGACAAUGGAAGAGGGGAAAGGGCCACCAGUGAUUCUUCGUACAUCCUCCAAGGUGGCCAGUGUUAGUACCGACGGAGCCGUUACCCUGACUUCCGGCGAACAAAUCCGCGCGGACGUCGUUGUUGGCGCGGACGGCGUGCAUUCCAAAACGCGAUACGCACUUCCAGGGUCUCAAGAUAUCAAACCAUUCGGGUCCGGGAAGAGUGCAUUCAGAUUUACGAUGCCACGCGCUCGAGCCCUGGCCGAACCCGUCACGAAGCCACUUGUGGAAGCGGAUGGCCAUCUAAACAUGUACAUGGGGAAAGACCGAAGAGUCGUCAUCUAUCCCACCAGAGACAACGACGUCCUCAACUUCGUCUGUAUCCACAGCACUUCCAGCUCCGAAGUUAAGGCUGGAGCUCCAGAGAGCAGUGACUGGCAGAAUACAGGGCAUAUGGACAAGCUGCUGGAGAUAUACCAGGACUUUGACCCUGCGAUCGUCAAGUUGCUGAGCAUGGCAGACCCGGACACCUUGAAGGUUUGGGAAUUAUUGGACAUGGAGCAAUUGCCGACUUGGACGAAUGGGCGGUUAGCGUGCAUUGGGGACGCGGCGCACCCAUUUACACCACACCAAGGCCAAGGAGCUGCACAAGCCAUCGAAGACGCCGCGUCCCUGGCUUGCGUUCUCCCCCUUGGAACUGCUCUCGAGGAAAUACCCGAACGACUCAAGCUCUACGAGAAGUGUCGAUACGAGCGAGCGUCGAGAAUCCAAGAAUACUCUCGCAUCAUCGGAAAAGAUUUCGGAGAAGGGCCACCGCUCGACGCAAGCCAAUACACCAAUGAAAAUUUCGGCCACGAUGAAUGGCACUACACAAGCCAGAAGCUGCGAGAGUGGCAGUGGAGCCAGCAAAUAGGCAGUUAUAGGCGCAUGCCGCUUUCGUUCGGUCCCUUCCCCGGCCCGCGCCAAGACCACCUAGGACACCCUAGGGAUUGGAGCGAGUCGACAUUUUGCACCGCGAGCGUGAAGUUCAAGACAUCGCGUACGUUACUACAGACCCUAUUUCCCACUCCGGCGUUCAAGUUUGCGUCCUCAGACACUGUCGCUUUCGCUACGUUCUCCCUGUCUACGCUGGGAAAUCUAGAGUGGCUUGGAGGGAAGGGAUACUCGCAUUUCGGACUGUACGUUCAUGGGGUUGAAUAUACGAGGGGUAAUGGCGACAAGGUGAAGGGAACGUUCUUACCCGUUCUGUUCGAGAACCUUGCGGAUCCGAUCGUAAGUGGGCGAGAGGAACUCGGCAUGCCGAAAGUAUUCUGCGACCUGGAUGUGCGCCGAGUCGCCGAUACCUGGCGAGUGACCGCUGGCUGGAUGGGCUCAGACUUCCUUGAUCUAUCGCUCACCGGCCUUGGCGAAGACGCAGCUCGUACUACCCCAGAGAACAGCAUUGCUGCCGACACAGAAGGAAGGGCCCUCUUACUUUACAAGUAUAUACCCAAGGUUGGAAACCUAGGAAGCAAGGAGCGAGGACAAGCAGACGUUGAACACGCAGUCAUCGUACCCAGCGCCGAUGAAGCCAAGGCCCCACGGAAGGUAGAAAAGACUAUGAUGGCUGAGAAGGCACAGAUCAAAUGGGACGCACUAGAUUGGAAGAGGUUACCCACGCUCCACCAUAUUGUAGAUAGACUGGCUGAAAUUCCGGUUUUCGAAGUUGUGGAGGCGAAGAUCGAGGAAGGGAAGGGGCUGAGCGAUGUCCGGGGAGCCAGGAAGUCGGUCUGA